Engraulis encrasicolus (European anchovy) is the source of this 1335-nucleotide messenger RNA. Its product is annotated as E3 ubiquitin/ISG15 ligase TRIM25-like. Gene Ontology annotation, molecular function: protein binding. The transcript is spliced from 4 exons. Bases 28 to 1053 code for a protein of 341 amino acids. Lineage: Eukaryota; Metazoa; Chordata; Actinopteri; Clupeiformes; Engraulidae. The record is from RefSeq and is a predicted model, not a curated record.
UCUCGCUGUAGUUCUGUUGUUGUUAAGAUGGCGCAGUCCAUAGAAAUAUGUUUGUCAAAGAACCAGCUGAAAAAACACCUGACUUGCCCAGUCUGCAAGGACAUCUUUAAAGAUCCUUACCAGCUGCCUUGUGGCCACAGCCUCUGCAUGGAGUGCCUCAAGCGCAUGUUGGAGCGCCGACCUCCGGCGCACCGAUGGCAGCCUUUCUGUUGCCCCACAUGCAGGCAUGAUCAUGAUCUGCCCAUCGGUGUACGUAAGAGCUACACACUGCGCAGCAUCGUGGAAGACUACAACAACUACCACAAGGAUGAGAAGCAAAACCAAUGGGUACAGGCCACUCAGACCCUUGAAGUUAGCAGACCUGUUCAUUAUUUCAACUACAACAAUGUGUUGUAUAAUCUACUGCAAGGUGUCAUCUUCAUCUGUAUUCUUUACGUCUACGCAUGUUCAACGGAUAUCCACACACUCAGUGGAAAAGCCCAGAGACAGCAGACUUUACUAUCGAUGUAUAAACCUGACUUACCCGACCUCACCUUCAAUAAAGACACGGCCAACCCUUUCCUACAUGUGUCUGACGAUCUCCUCACGGUCCGACGGCUGAAGAACCCCCAAUACUACCCACCACACCCCUCACGAUUCACGGAGGAUCCCCAGGUCUUGUCCACCCAGUGUGCAUCACACGGCAGACACUACUGGGAGCUGGAGGCAGAGGGCUCCUGGGACAUUGCCGUGGCCUACAAGACAAUCACCAAAACAUUAAGUGCAUUUGGGACAAACAAGCAAUCUUGGAGUCUGAGGCAUGAUAGCAAAGGGCGCCUCUUUGCCUACCACGCUGGGGAAAGGCAGAGAAUCCACAAAUCCCUGACCCACAACAGAAUUGGGGUGGUAGUUGACUUCUUUGAAGGUGAAAUCCUUUUCAAAGAGAUGGGUACCACAUAUAACCACCUGUACACAUUCAAAGUCAACCUCAACCAGCCUGUGUGUCUUGGACUGGGAUUGUUUUGGCCAAGCCUCAACACCACAAUUUCUGUGAAGAAGACCUUUUCUGGAUGAAAUAAAACAACUAUUUCACCUGAUUCCGUAACAAUAAAGCUGUUGUUACUUUGCUAAUUUACCUCAUCUAAAUGAACCUUGACAAUGGUCAAAAUGACACGACAGAAAAUGCCUUCAAUUGUGUAGACAAGACAAGGCAAGAAAGACCAACCCUAUACCCUCUGUGUGGUUAAUCCAAGUGUUCUGUCUUUUAGUGUACAUUCACUUUCAUUUGUUGUAGAAAACGAACUGUCAUAAUGUCUUAAAUACUUUAAGAACAUUUUACUAUACAUAACUAAGCCA